Molecule: messenger RNA, 5003 nt
Organism: Monomorium pharaonis (pharaoh ant)
Lineage: Eukaryota; Metazoa; Arthropoda; Insecta; Hymenoptera; Formicidae
Product: dentin sialophosphoprotein
Exons: 6
Coding region: 120-1595 (491 amino acids)
Biological process (GO): microtubule anchoring
Cellular component (GO): centrosome
Source: RefSeq, a predicted model, not a curated record
AAGAAAAAUCCCCAGGUAGUGUGUCGCUUCCGCGAAAAAAGUAGACACGCGAUGGAAAGCGUAAAUAUUUACAUCUCUUGAGUGUCGUUUCGGCGGAUUUUUUUUUAAUUUGUAUAAUCAUGAUAGACGGAAACAUCUCAAUGGAGGAAGAUACGGAAUUGCGGGACCUGGUGGUGCAGACCCUGGAAAGUAACGGCGUCCUCGCUAAGAUACGGGCGGAACUCAGGGCGAGCGUGUUUCUGGCACUCGAGGAGCAGGAUUCGGUUAUGAAUCCCGAGCCACUUCUCAACAAAACUGUAAAGCAGUACCUGUCUAAUUCGGAAGGAAAAUUAUUGUUUUCCUUAGUUCGGGAGUUCCUAGAAUACUUUGGUCUCGAUUACACAAUAUCGGUGUACGAUCCAGAAACUUACUUUGGGAAGGAGUAUAACUAUGUAGGGAGAAAUAAGUUGUGUGAGGAAUUAGGUAUCGAUUCAACUGAGCCAUUGCUGGGAGAAAUUCUGAAGAAUAGCAUCAACGGUGCCUUCAAUAGUUCACAAAAGAAUAAAAGUAGCAACAGACAUGAUGAAACAGAUGAAGCUACAACAAACUUUGCGAAUGCAACAUUUGAGGUGUCUGUUCCUAAGAUAAUCCACAAUGAAUCUCUAUCGUCGUCAAAUGAUAAUGAUUCCUCCGAAAAGUUAGAAAGCAUUUCCGAGCAGAGUCCGAAAGUUCCAAUAAACGUGACAAUAACGGACAAGAAAUGCAAAGAUCCGCCAACCAAUGUCGUGACGGACACAUCGGAUUACGAUAAGCAUCAAUCUUCUCUCAGGGAGAGUACAACGGACACUGAUGGAAUUGAAGGUAACAGGAACAAUAACAUAAAUUUUGAUAAGAGUACCUCGAAUCCACAUGGCACAUGCAUGGUGACGAGCGAUGCAGCACUGGAGACUGAUAGUACCAUUACGUCUAAUCCAUUAAACAAAUCCGAGUCCUUAAUUAAGUUCGACGACUCUGUAGUGAUCGACACGCAAGCAAAUCAAAAUAAGGAUGUAACUAAGCAAAACAGUAUAAAUAGUUUGGAGUUAAGUAUAGAGAACAAUGUACAAAGUAAAAAGCCGAUUAAUGCAGGAAGCAACUUUGGAAAAACGAUUUAUUUCGACGAGAUUAUUGUCGGUGGUGAACGGAAGAGCGUUAGUGCAAUGAAUAAAGCUGAGCCUUUUUUAGAGAGUUUACCAACCAUAAAUCAGAAAGCCAAUUCGAUAUUUAGCGAUCUGCCGCCAUUAAAUGGUAAAAAGGCGAAUAUUAACGAUCUGAAGGAAUUAAUGGACAUUGGGCUUGCUACAGACGGUAUAGAUAACUACGAGGAAGACUUUGUGUCAUCUGCGUCGGGUAGCGCAAACGAGCAAAGUCCCACUAAGGAUCCGGAUAAGGUAGACAGACCUGUGAAAUUGCGAACAAAGAAAGAGGAAAAGCCUCAAAGUGCUCGUACCGAAGAUUUGAGCGAAGAAAUCGAAGAGAUGGAUGAGAUUUUGAGUAGUACCUCUUGCCUCGAAGAUAUAAAUACGGAUAAGAAUAUAUCAAACUUUGCGACGGGUAUUACCGCAGAUUAUACAUAGGGAAUGUAAUUUUCAAUUCGUAUCGCUACAGAUCUGUUCUGUAGGAAUUCUAGCGAGUUGUUCCUCCUAUAUGUAAUCUUAAUAAGAUCGACAUCCUAUUCGCUAGAAACGCCGCGCGGAUAUCUAUGCCGACUACCGUAAGAAUUCAGGAACUCACAGAAUCGAAUCAAUAGUUUCUGAUAAAGGCACUGCCAAGCUGUGGCUCAAUACUUAUAAGUUUGCGCUACAAAGAAAAGAAAAAAAACGUAGAAGGAAAAUGUCUGAAUGCGUAUUUCCAUACAGAUAAUACCAUAUUUUUGUACAAUUUGUAAAGAUAAGCGAUACUCUGAAAUUGUCAUAGUUCGUAAUAUAAUGAUUGCGUACUGUGAACAAUCGUCAUCUUUCAUAGAUUAUCUGAGACAUUGCAUAAUUCAAAAAAAGCAAUAUGAUUAUUGACGUGCCGUUAUUAAGAAGAAUGCAAAGUGUAUUUCUUAUGAUUUAUAUACAUAAAGAGUAUCUUCUGUCAUUCAACUAACGAAACGGAAACAUGAAGAAAUAUGUAGGAUUAUAUGAAAUAGCAGUUAUACAAUUAUGAAAUUCAUAAUAACUUUGAAGCUUUUACUUUUAUAUUUUGAUAAAAACGAUAAAACAUUGAACGUUAUAAAGUAAACUGUUUCAUUUAACUUCAGACAGGCUACCUUCUACGUUAUGUAAAAAAAUAUUAGUAUUAUAUUACUCUUACAAGUAUAUUACGCAAGUGUUAUGAUAAUUUAAAUAUUGGAGAAGAGUCGGAAAAAGAAAGAACACACGAGUUACUACUCGAAUAAUAGCUUAGUCAUAUUUCUCUCUUACUUUUUUUAAAGACUAUUAGCAUUUUUGUUGUGUUUAAUGAAAUCUGCCCUUAAUUUUACGACUGAACAUUGUCCAUUACCUCAUUUUACAUAAAGUUACUGACACGAUAUUAUAACAAUAUCAGGAAAUCGUCCGUCUAGAAAUGGAUUGCCUAAAAAAUCCAUCAAAUUAUUUUUUCGAAUGUUAUGGUGCUAAGUGUUUGAAGCUAAAGUUAUUUAUGAGAGUUAACGUUGUCUAAGAAAAAGGGAAAGAAAAAUUAGGUGCUUAUAUAUUUUCUUGCAUCCAUGAUUCGCAGGAAAUUAGUGAAAGCUAGACUAGAAUAUUAAUUUUUGGAUAAUACAGUUCGAUUGAAAAAGAAAAAAACGAAAAGAAAGGAAAAUGUUUAAACGCGAAUAUUUUAUAUUUUGCUCCCAUUUAAUAUGCAAUAACUAAGUACAACAAGAUGGAUCAACUAGAUGCUUGACAAAUCAAAAUCCUUUUGUAAAAAAAAUAUGUAUAGCCAGUCAGCUUUACAGAAAGAUUUUCAUCGAUGGCUAGACUACGUUGAAAUUUGUCUAGUUCGAACAAAGAAAUUCCGUCGCUUGUGUAAUUUUGAAUUCCGCAAGAUUAAAUGAUAAUUUAUUGCAUAGAAACUUAAGAGAGGAUGAUAAGGGGUCAAAGAAAAAAAUACCGUGCUCAAAUACUUGCAGCAUUUUUUUACACUGUACACUUGUAUAAUACUAUACUUAAUUAUUAUUGUCCUACUACAUAUUUAUAAAUUAUGAAUUCACAUUCGGUACGAAUGUCACGAGAGAAAUAUUUAUUUUGACAGCACCGAUGCGCGUAAUGUGAGAGGAAGGGACAAAUUAUAUAAUAAUGCAAAUAUCAACAGGUGUUGAUCUUCGAUCGCGUGUGCUAUGUUAUAAGAAAUAUCGUUAAGUUCUUCGCGGAAAAAAGAACAAAUAUUAAAGUAAAUAAUAUAAAAUGUAUAUUAAAAUUUUUUGUCAAUUGAAUUAGAUGUAAAAUUAGUAAACUGUAAAUUAAUUGACAAAUUUAUUAAUUUCAUAAUUUAUACUUCACAUACAUUGUGGCAUAUUACAUUUAUUUUUUUAUUUUUACAAAGUUAAGUUCUUAUACAUAGUAAUAUAAAAAUAAAUUCUAAAAAAAAUUCUCGUUCUUAAUGUAUUUCAUACGUAAUUAGCAUUCAAUGAGACAAAAAAAGAUAAAAACGGAUCCCAAAAAACGUGCUCCGCACCGACACGUGAGUCCCUUCGUUUCAACACUGCGUUCGCGAUAAAUACGGAAUCGCUUAGUUCGAACUGUCGUCUUUGUCCCAAUAUGUAUUUAAAAAGCGAAAAAAAAACAGAAGAAAACAAGCAGGUGUGUUCCUGACCAAUCAGCGUGGUUACAUUCUAUUAUCGACACAGUAAUCUUGACGACGGGAUUCAGGACUGCAUUUGAAACAUUCCUACGCUCCGUAGAAUCUAGACGAGAGAUAGAUACAUUCCAACGUUACACUUAAGAUAGGCCGUACUUUCGUUACCAUUAGCAUGCACGUUUACAAAAUAAGUGUAUCUCUCAUUGUAGACUGUAAGGAUAUAAUUUAAGGAACGUCUUUUUGUAUCCGCCGCAAGAGCAUGCGGUUGAAAAGGUUUCUUAAUCUUUCAGUGCGACAGGAAGCUCGCCCUCGAUGGGUCGAUAGCGUAAUGCACUGAAAAAAGUUUAAUAUUAAGUAAAUAUAUUUAUUUUAGUAUCGUUAAGUUAUAUAUUUAAAUAAAUAUUAGCAAGUAUAUAAAAUAAUUUCUUUAUAAACUCACGAAAUUUAUUUAAAUCAAGAAAAAACGAUACUAAAAAUAAAUAUAUUUAUUCAGUAACAAGAAAUCUUUUUUCGGUAUAUUCAGACAAGUCUCGUUUAAUCGUAAGACGGCAAUUUUGAAGCUAUAUCUUGUUUACGUAUCUUUUUGGGUUUUUCUUCUUCGCAUGUUUGUAACGUAGAUAUAUCUAGAGAACGCAUAUGUAAAAUCGGAUCGUCUUCAAAAGACGCUAUAUUUGUCUCUUAAUGCUUUUGAAUGUAUUUACUCGUAUACCUGGGAAUGAACGGUAUUCUCCUUUUUUUUAUAUGAUUGUUGUUUGACGCAGCUUUUGUGAGAGGAACAUAUCCGAUGCAGAUUGUACGUUAAAUCAAGUAACAAUUUUAUUAUGAAAAAUGUAUAUACAUAUGUAACACAGUGGUGUUUAAAUGCACAAAUUUCAUGAACAGGCAGAGCUCGAUAUUUUCGGGAUAGGUAGCCAUAAUUAUUCAUAAUUCACAGUUUGAAAUUUCACGAAGGUAUCGAUAAUAGUAAGUCUGCUUUACGGUACUCCUUUACACGGUCACAGAUAAUUAUUUUGUAACCACGUUGAAAUAUUGGUAGCUAUACCGUGCCUUUUAGUGUAUAUGAAAUAAUUAUAAAGAAUGCAAAUAAUAAAAACAAGUACUGUGGAAUUGUGGGUUUUACGAAAACACCUAUGUUACUUAUUUAUGAUUUUCAAGUAUGAUAUAAUAAUAUGUAUUCAUGUAUAUGUUAUUUAUUUUAUAAAGAUUUUUCUCUUUUGCAA